AUGACAUCAAAAGAUAAUAAUGAAUCAUCAAAGUCAUCACCUCAACAACAAGUCGAACAAAAACACCAUCAGCACAAACCAACACCUUUAAAUAUAACAGAUUCACAUAUUAAUACUGCCCCAUUCCCACUUCUAUCUACCGCCAUAAGUAGAACCACUACUUCUAAUCAAUCAUCUCCACAGCAUGAUGAAGUCUGUGAUAAUUUAAAGCUAAUUGAAGAUUUAAAGUUUUUUUUGGCAACUGCUCCAGCAAAUUGGCAGGAAAAUCAAAUUAUUAGAAGAUACUAUUUAAGCAAUGAUGACGGAUUCAUAUCGUGUGUAUUUUGGAAUAAUUUGUAUUAUAUAACAGGAACUGAUAUCGUUAGAUGUUGUUUAUAUAGGAUGGAAAAAUUCGGCAGAAAAAUUAUUGAUAAAAAAAAGUUUGAAGAAGGUAUAUUUUCAGACCUAAGAAAUUUGAAAACCGGACAAGAUGCAACUUUGGAACAACCAAAAUCAGAUUUCUUGCAGUUUUUACACAAAAACAUGUGUUUAAGAACUCAGAAGAAACAAAAAGUCUUUUUUUGGUUCAGUGUUCAACAUGAUAAAAUAUUUGCCGACGCACUAGAAAGGGAUUUAAAAAGGGAACUUAUCGGUCAAAAAUCUACAACUAUGGCUAUGAAGGAACCAGCACUAUCCUUUAAAUAUAGUGAGGUUUCUAAUUCUACACUUUACGACCAAUUAGCUACACAUAUGGAUUUCAAAAGAAUGAUUACACCAUUAAAUAGUGGUGGUAUCGAGAAUGAUAGUAAUAAUAAUAAUAAUACUGCUUUGAAUCCCGAUACCAAAAAUGACAACAAUAAACCGGUUGACCAAAAUCAUAUACAUUCUACCGUUUCUCAUUUGACAAAUAUCAGCGCCAAUGGGAAUAUAGUGCCGCAGGAGCUGAUGAACCAUAGUAACAUAAGAACACAAAAUUUGAUGGAAAAUAACACUUCUGCUGUUAAAUUAACAUUAGAUACCUCUCUAAGUACCUCAAAUAUUAAAGGUUUGCCUCAACACACUUCUGCAACCUUAUAUCCUUCUCCUAAUCAAUUAUAUAAAACGGCAUUAAAAAAGUUAACAUCUGGACUUAGUAUGGAAAAUAAAUUACUAAAUAUCACUGCAGAGCCGCAGAAACCUCAGUCUAAUGAAGAUUCCACCACAAAAAAAUGUAAAAAAAUGGCAAAUGUCAAUGCAGAUAAUAAAACUACCGGUGAGAAUGAAGAAACCGCAGAUGUCACAAUACAACAGGAUUUGGAACAUGAAGGCAGUGAGGAGGAUAGUCAUAGACAACCCACAUUUAAAAAAAAUUAUUUAAAUGAAGAUGAUUUCCCAUUAGAUUAUUUCCCAAUUGAAAUUGAAUAUCCUAAAAGUGCCAAAGAGCAAGAAACCCCCGCUUUUAAAAAAAUAACCACUUCCUUUUUUUAUGACAAUAUAGACAAUUUACAACCGCAACCAUUGCACUCAGCCUUGUCUUCUAAUAAUGCCAACGGUUAUGGAGUAGCCAUUAUCCCACCAAAUUCUUCUAAAUCGGCACACCAUUCUAUCGUGACUGAAGACGUUUUGAAUGUUGUUGGACUGGAAGAAGAAAAGAAACCCCUGAAACAAUUUACUGUGCAACAUGAUCAGCAAGGCAAUGCCACUUCUAUUGAGCCACAAGUUAUCGAGGCCGAUGCUGACGCUGAUAUCAUAACGAAUAACCCAGUAACUACCACUUUAAUGGAAAAUGCUGAAAAUAACGAAAAUUUUGUGUUAAAUACUAAAGAGCAUGUAAUUAAUAAAUCAAUUAAUUUAGAGGUACCACCACAAGACUAUUCAGUCCAACAGCAUAAUUUUUUGGAUUAUAUUACUGCCACUAAUGCUAAUGCUUAUGAGCAAUAUUUAUUUGCCAAUUAUUACCAGUUGCAUCCAUAUACGUCUGGAUUAUCGCAACCUGCUUUCCCAUAUUGUGGGUUUGCUCCACCAGCUUUGCCAUCUCAAUCCUAUUAUCCACCAGAUCUUUUAUAUGGUGCAGCUGCUGCUGCUGCUGCAUUUGCUCCUAAUAAUAAUAGUAAUAAUAACAAUAAUAAUGGUGGUGGUGGUGGUAGUGUCUCUGCCUGCAAUAAUAACAAUAAUGGAUUUCAACAACAACUUUUCCAAAAUACUUUAGUGCCAAAAGAUAAUGGAUCUGGAGUAAAAAUGACAAGGGAAAAUAUCAACAAUGCCAGUGUUAAUAAAUAUGAUAAUGACAAUGAUAGUGAUGAACACUUAGUUCCACAAAGUAUCAACGUUCCAAUGAAUGUUAAUAAUAUGAAUAACAAUAAUGGGGGUAUGCUAACUGGUAUAUAUCCACAGUUUACACCCUUGUAUAAUAGAUUUUUUCCAUAUCCAAUGAUGAGUACCUCUCCGAUCACUGCUAUUCCACCAAACAUUACAGUUAACAAUGUACCACCACAAUUUAAUUCUGGCGUUCAAAUCAAUCCUAGUCAACAAAUAUUAUUACAACAACAGCAACAAAAACAGAAAUCGCAUGCUACUGGUAAUACCACUGGAAAAGUUUACAAAAAGAACAAUACUCAUAAAUAA
This is a messenger RNA of Saccharomycodes ludwigii, 2583 nucleotides long. It is a transcript of the gene STE12, whose product is annotated as homeodomain family transcription factor STE12. Gene Ontology annotation, molecular function: DNA-binding transcription factor activity. Lineage: Eukaryota; Fungi; Ascomycota; Saccharomycetes; Saccharomycodales; Saccharomycodaceae. Gene Ontology annotation, cellular component: Tec1p-Ste12p-Dig1p complex; Ste12p-Dig1p-Dig2p complex; nucleus. Gene Ontology annotation, biological process: regulation of DNA-templated transcription; sexual reproduction; regulation of pseudohyphal growth. The record is from RefSeq and is a predicted model, not a curated record. The transcript has a single exon. The coding region runs from base 1 to 2583 and encodes 860 amino acids.